AUGCCUAGUCGUAGUAGUAAGAAGCUCAAGGAGAAAGACAUAUCUCCCAAUCAUUCCAUGUCGCCUCGUCAGUUCGCCGCGUUGACAGCCGUAUGCGACACGCUCGUAUCCUCCAUGCCGGUUCCGACUGACUCUGACGACCCGUACUUUCAGCUCGUCGGGAAGCGAAAGGAAGGCGCGCAGUCGGAUAGCCGGUGGAGCGAGUUUUACGGCGAGCCGCGGAAGGAGGCCAUCGCGGCGUACUUCGCGGAAUCCGCGUCUAGCCUUGGUGUCGUCGACAAGGUAGCGACGACAAUGCAGCAGUGCCUGAAACCCCUGCCUCUGGUCGUCUUCAGCACGGUCUUAUGGCUGCUCUCCACUCGCCUGGGCACGCUGCUGCUGGCCGGCCGCAGGGCCUUCACCAAGCGACCGCCGUUCCUGCAGCCCUUCGCGAAGCUGACGCCGCAGGCUCGUGAGGCCGUGCUGCUGCGGUGGUCCGUGAGCAGCAACUUCCUGCUGCGCACCGUGUUCAAGACGUUCCGCAGCUUCACACUCUUCCACGUGGGUGCACAGCAUGACGGCUCUGGCGACAACAUGCAGUGGCGAGCCAUGGGGUACUGUGGACCGGAUCCCAACAUGCUGGCUGCUGGGAAGAAACGCAAAUACACCAGCAGCAGCAGCCGAGACAGCUCAGCUGCUUGUGAUCCUGACGUGGCACAGCGGCCAGCUCAGCAUGCUGACGUGGCACAGCGUCCAGCUCAGCGAUCCGACAAUAGCGAGGAAGAAGCUGAGCGUGAACAGGGAACGAUCAGAGGGGGCAGUUGUGAUGAUGGGUGUGAGGAGAAGGGAGGCGAGGCGAGGCCACUAGACGCAGCAGUGGUGGACUGUGCAGCAGAGGGCGAGGGGCUGGCAGCAGUGCUGCAAGGCAAGGGCGUGGAGGUGCUGCCAGGGCCGAGGCAGACGAUAGGGCUGCUGAGCAGAAGAGAUCACGGGGAAGGAGAGCCUGUGGUCGUGCGGUGUGAUGCGGUGGUGAUCGAUUCCGGCUGUGGAGGAGCCAUUAUCGCAGCUCAGCUCGCAGAAGCAGCAGCAGCAGCUGGUGGUGACAAUGGUGGGGGUGGCAGUGGGCAGCAGAGGAAGGUGGUGGUGCUGGAAGCGGGGGGUUACUUCUUCCGCUCCGACUUGUCUCUCCUCGAAGCUCCCUCCGCCCAGAUGUGCGACACGCAAGGCUUUCUCACCACCGAGGAUGGGGGGAUUGCACUGCUGGUAGGGAGAACAGUGGGCGGAGGCAGCGCUGUCAACUGGUCUGCAUCCUUCCGCACACCACCCCAUGUCACCAAGGAGUGGGCCAGCGAGUAUGGGCUCAAGCAAUUUGAGUCGCAGGAGUAUACAGCAGCCAUGGAUGCCGUGUGUGAGAAGAUUCAGGUCACAGCGGACGAGUCCCUCACCCCGCACAGCCUGAGCAACGCGGCUCUCAAGGCGGGGUGCGCAGCUCUGGGCUGCCACCAUGCCAUCACCCCCCGCAACACCAACCAGCCGCACCCCUGCGCCUGGUGCACCUUUGGGUGCUGGUCAGGCGAGAAACAGUCGAUGCUGGAAACCUGGUUACCAGACGCCGUUACACACGGCGCCCUCAUCCUCUCCCGCUGCGCCGCCCUCCGCCUCCUCCUCUCCCCCAACCGCCCUGUGAGCAGCAGCGCGGGUGCUGGCAUGAGACAGAGGAAGCAGGUGGUGGGGGUGGAGGCGAGGGUAGAGCAGCAGGGCGUGCGGCAGAGAGUUGUGGUUGAGGCCAACCUGGUCGUUGUGGCGUGUGGCAGUCUGCACACACCCCCACUGUUACUCGCCAGUGGUCUCACCAACCCCGCCAUCGGAGCCUCGCUGCGCCUGCACCCCGUCACCUCAGCCUGGGGCUUCUUCCCCGAAACCGCCCCCUCCCUGCCGCCCGCCCUGCCCGCCGGCGCGGGCUAUUUGGGGCCGAUCAUGAGCGUGAACUCGAGAGAGACGGCUAACUGGGAGACAAGUGGAUAUGGUGCCAUGAUUCAGACCCCCACCAUGCACCCGGGUCUGCUAGGCUGCGCUAUACCCUGGCUGGGCAGUCAGAAGGUCAAGCAGUCGGCAGUACGUUUCGACCGCAUUGCCUCGCUCAUCUCCAUCGUCAGAGACCGAGGGCGCGGCACUGUGCGCACGGACGGCAGCGGGCGGCCUGUUGUGACGUACCGGCUGGGCAAGGAGGACCAGAAGAGCAUGCAGGAGGCGCUGCUGCUGUCGCUGCGCAUCCUGAGAGCAGCGGGAGCAGUGGAGGUGGGCACGCUUCACCAGUCACUCAAGCCCUUCCGCUGCCUCGUCCCACCCACCGUUGACGCCGACACAGCUGAUGGAAACCUGCUGGCAGCGAACGCCAAAUUGAAUGGCAGCGAUGGUUUGGAGGGGAUGGAUGGGUGGCAACGCACGUCUGAUGUGGAGUUUGAGGCGUAUUUGAAAUCUGUGGUUGCGGUGGGCUUUAAGCUCAAUGAUUGCACGCUGUUCUCGGCGCACCAGACUGGUAGCUGCCCCAUGGGUAUUUCCCCGAGGAGCUCUGUUGUGGAUGAGAAUGGGGAGAGUUGGGAAGCGUCUGGGUUGUUUGUGGGCGAUGGAAGUGUGUUUCCGACGCCUGUGGGCGUUAAUCCUAUGGUGUCUAUUGAGUCAGUGGCGUUCAUGAUCGGGAAACGGCUAGCAGAGAGAUUUAGGAAUGGGGAAUUUAGUGAGUGA
Messenger RNA from Closterium sp. Naga37s-1, 2724 nucleotides. Lineage: Eukaryota; Viridiplantae; Streptophyta; Zygnematophyceae; Desmidiales; Closteriaceae. The record is from the annotation of a GenBank genome assembly.